This is a messenger RNA of Closterium sp. Naga37s-1, 945 nucleotides long. NCBI's taxonomy places the organism in Eukaryota, Viridiplantae, Streptophyta, Zygnematophyceae, Desmidiales, Closteriaceae. The record is from the annotation of a GenBank genome assembly.
AUGGUUCAGAAGAACAUAGUAGUGUUACCCCUCGCUAAUCGUUUUACAGAGAACGAGCGGAUGCGAAAGUUAGCAACACGUUCUGCCUCGUCAGACGAGUGGAGUUUCACGCGACCAGACGAGGCUGACAGGUCAAGGGAAUUUGCAGCAAGACUCGAGCAAGCCUGGAGCAUAAGAAAGAACCAGGGUCCUGUCGCAUGCGAGGAGUGCAUGGCUCAGGGCUGUAUCGAGUGCAAGUGGUGCCGUGGGACUGGCUAUUUUAUUGUGGGAGACAGUCUGCUAUGCUCGGUAUCCUCACGGAGCAGUUCUUGCGUAAUCUGCGGCGGGAAGGGUACUAUUUGCGAUUUCGGUUACUCAAAGUCCUCCCUGCUUCAUUCACAACCGAAAUCCACCGUGGGCACUCCAGCCUACAUUGCACCUGAAGUUCUCUCCAAGAAGGAGUAUGAUGGAAAGACUGCUGACGUGUGGUCUUGUGGAGUCACACUAUACGUCAUGCUUGUAGGGGCUUAUCCCUUUGAGGACCCUGAUGACCCACGAAACUUCAGGAAAACCAUUGGUCGCAUUAUGAGUGUCCAGUAUCACGUUCCACCGUAUGUGCGCCUCUCUCCGGAAUGCAAGCAUCUUUUGUCAAGAAUCUUCACAGCAAACCCUACAAAGCGCAUCACAAUGCCGGAAAUCAAGAGGCACCCUUGGUUCUUGCGGAACCUGCCAGCAGAUCUGAUGCAUGAAAAUGACCCGGGUUACCAGUAUGAUGAUCCUAACCACCCGCCUCAAAGCAUCGAAGAGAUCAUGAGGAUAUUGCAGGAAGCUCGGGUUCCAGGCAUUGCUCAGCCUUCCGGCGAUGGUUACCUCAACGAUGACAGGGAUGACGAGAGGGAUGAUGAGGACAUGGACAAUGACAUGGAUGACUUCGAGGGCAGUGGAGAAUUUGUCAAUGCUCUUUAA